GUUUUCAUUUUGCGUCAGAACCGUGCGCGCUCUCCACACAAACGAACCUCUUCUUUUUUCUGUAUUCUGCAGAUUGUAGUCUUGUGUUAAUUUUUUAGUGAUUGGUAUUCACCAUCACCGUCGUCAUCAUCAUCGCCAAAGCAGCAGUUGUAUAGCCCCCCUUUUUCCUCUUCGCGGACUGCGUUGACUAAAAUUUAAAUUUGAAGCGACAACUUUUCAGAUAUUUUGUGAUCAAAAAUAAUCAGACUUUAAUAGGAUAAUAAUUUUGUAAUAAGUUUGUAUCUACGUCAUUGGCGCUAUUCACCACAAAAAUCUACGUGAUAUUUUCCAAUUCCGUCCAAUGUCCGUUAAAAGAUGAACAAUUUAUGCCAACAUUCGGAGACUCUGAUAAGGCAGCAGCAAAUUGCAGACGUUUGAAGUUAGAAAUUCAAGAGAAAAUAUUUGACUACAAAAUCACAUCUCAAGUGCCAACAACAAAUUAUUAAAUUUGUUACAAAUUAGUAUUAAUUGCGGAAUUUGAAAUAUUUACAAAACUUAUUACUCACAUAACAUUAAUAGAUUCGGAAUCCAUCAUAUAAAUUCCUACUAAAUUACCAGCCAACCACCCACACAUACAUAAACACAGACAUACAUACACACACAAAAUGGGCAAAGAUUAUUACAAAAUAUUGGGCAUACCGAAAACUGCCACCGAUGAUGAAAUCAAAAAAGCCUACAGGAAAUUAGCGUUACGCUAUCACCCGGACAAAAAUAAAGCGGCGAAUGCAGAAGAGAAGUUCAAAGAGGUGGCCGAAGCCUAUGAAGUCCUCUCGGAUAAAAGUAAACGGGAAGUUUACGAUAAAUAUGGUGAAGAUGGACUCAAAUCUGGUGGCAGAAGCAAUGGCACAAGUUCGAAUAAUACAUUUACAUAUCAGUUCCAUGGUGAUCCACGGGCUACCUUCGCACAGUUCUUCGGUUCCAGCAAUCCGUUUGCCUCGUUCUUCGACAUGGGUGAUAAUCUCUUCGACAAGAACGUUUUCGAUUUGGAUACAGAACAUGAUUUCUUCUCAUCACCCUUUGGGGGUUUGGGUUCACGUCAUGGUCUUGGGGGUGCCUUUAGACCCUCUUUCAGAUCACAUUCGUUCAACGUGCACACACCUUUCAAAAAGGAGAAACAACAAGAUCCCCCCGUCGAACAUGAUCUCUAUGUCUCAUUGGAAGAAAUCUAUCACGGCUGUGUAAAGAAAAUGAAAAUCUCAAGGCGUGUCCAACAGCCGGACGGUUCGUCGAAGAAGGAGGACAAGUAUGUGAGCAUAUCGAUAAAGCCCGGCUGGAAAUCGGGUACAAAGGUGACGUUCCAAAAGGAGGGCGAUCAGACACCGGGCAAAAUACCAUCGGAUAUUGUGUUCAUAAUACGCGACAAACCGCAUGCCAUGUUCAAGCGUGAGGGUAGCGAUCUGAGAUAUACAGCCCGCCUUACAUUGAAACAGGCCUUAUGUGGUGUUGUGUUUCAAGUUCCUACAAUGUCCGGUGAUAAGCUGCGCAUCAGUACCAUGCAGGAAAUCAUCAAACCGAAUACUGUGAAACGUAUACAGGGCUAUGGCUUGCCAUUCCCCAAGGAUACAUCGCGCAAGGGUGAUCUGUUGGUGGCCUUCGACAUACAGUUCCCCGAGAAAUUGACAGCAGCUCAAAAGGAACUACUCAGGGAUAUGUUAUGAUGAGUUGUGUGGCGGCAAUCCAGCUGUGUGGCUCAAGUUGAUGGUUGAGCUUGAAAAUGCCACAAGAAACCCACUCCCUUCUCCCCCAAAAUGAAAGAUAACUAAAUUUUAGACCAGCGAAGCCAUCCUUGUGUUUGUUUUUUAUUUUAUUUUAAACAGCUAAUACAUAAAAUGUUUAAAUAAUUCAUAAUCCUACAUCAGAAUAAUAAUAAUAAUAAUUGUUUAAUUAAUAAGCUACAACAACAAUAAGAACAACAAACAACAAUUCAUACUAAAAACAAAAACAAAUAAUCAUUUAGCUCAAGCCAAUGUAACGCUCUCUAGAAGGCAACCCCCAGCUGGGUCAUCUCUUAGUAGGAAAGCUAAUUAAAACAAAUUAAUUACUUAAAUCAAAAACAACAACAACAACAAAAACUAUAUGAUGCAAUGAAAUGAUCAUAAAAUGCUCACUAACUGAAUGGAAAUGAAAAAAAAAUCCUUUAAUUUUGUUUUAAUUUUUUUUUAAUGUUUAAAUUUUAAACAUAGGCUCUCUUUCUAUUUGUUUCUAUGCCACCAUUCUCUCAAUUUUGGAUAUUAAAAAGUCUUCAAAGCUAGAUUCUAAUUGGUGUAGAAAGAUUAUAAGGUGAAGGGGUCUACGUUUUCUCAAAAUUAAAAAUUCUCUCCCAAAAUAGUUCUCUCCCGCAGAGUUUCCAAAUUUUGGGGGAAAUAUUUGACUUUUAUGUGACAAUGUUAACCACUUUCAUCACCACAAAAUAUCUAACUAUACCAACUCCUUUGCCUUUGACAAAACUCUAAUUUCCUCCUAAAAAAUACUGCUAAUUUGACAAACAAAUUUUACUAAUUUUUUAAACAAAAUUUAAAAGUUGUAUCCUUUGCUUUAAAAUUGAAAAUAAAAAGAAAAUCUAUCUAUCACUUUUCCCCCGUGCCCUUUUUGAUGACUUUAUAAUUUUAUUUAUUUUAUACUAAAUGUGUUUUUAUUGUUUAAUUUUAAUUAUUUUACUUGUCCUUAUUUAUAUAAUUUUUUUUUGUUCUAAUGCCGAUCAUAAAAGAAAAACUUUUAUUAAGAAACAAUUUCUUUACAUUUUUUUCGUUUUUAUAAAAAAAGAUUUAAAGCCAAUAACAAAAAGAUGUUUAAAAACAAAAACUGAAAUAAAAAACGAAAAUUAA
This is a messenger RNA of Musca domestica (house fly), 2864 nucleotides long. RefSeq names its product dnaJ protein homolog 1. The transcript has 8 exons. The coding region runs from base 645 to 1697 and encodes 350 amino acids. NCBI's taxonomy places the organism in Eukaryota, Metazoa, Arthropoda, Insecta, Diptera, Muscidae. The record is from RefSeq and is a predicted model, not a curated record. Gene Ontology annotation, molecular function: protein-folding chaperone binding. Gene Ontology annotation, biological process: negative regulation of transcription by RNA polymerase II. Gene Ontology annotation, cellular component: cytosol.